AUGUUUAUCCAACCUCAAAAAGACAAUGGACUUACUUGUCAAACUAGGUUUCAAGUUAAAUCUAGAAAAGAGUGUUCUCGAACCAACUCAAUCAAUUACGUUUCUCGGAUUACAAAUCGAUUCGGUAUCAAUGAAGCUUCUUGUUCCCAAAGAAAAGAAGAAAAGUGUCAUCAAGGAAAUAAGAAACUUUUUAAAACUAGAUUGUUGCUCCCCAAGAAAGCUUGCUGGUUUAAAAGGAAAGCUAAUCGCACUGAAGGAUGCAGUCAUCCCAUUCAGACUUUACACUCGUCGAACAAACAAGUUUCACUCUCAGUGUCUGACUCUAGCCAAUGGAGAUUGGGAUCAAUCAUUCCCCAUUCCUCAAGAGGUCAAGUCAGAGAUUUCUCAUUGGUUAACAGUUCUAAACCAAUGGAAUGGAAAAGAAAUAAGUCUGUUUCCAAGCUACGACUAUGUUCUUACAAUCGAUGCCUCGGAAUCAGGUGCAGGUGCCACACUCAAGAAAGGAAACAAGGUAAUCAAAACUUGGUCAUUCCAGUGGUCAACAACUCAAUCAAACAUGUCGUCAAAUCGUCGAGAAAUGCUCGCGCUGCUAAUGGCUUAUCAAGCGCUAUGUCAGAAACUGAACAACUGCAAACUGAAGAUUCAAACCGACAAUACUACCACUCUCUCUUACAUCAAUCGCCAAGGUGGUCAAAUACAAAAAAAUAA
Messenger RNA from Dictyostelium discoideum AX4, 708 nucleotides. RefSeq lists its product as hypothetical. NCBI's taxonomy places the organism in Eukaryota, Evosea, Eumycetozoa, Dictyosteliales, Dictyosteliaceae. The record is from RefSeq and is a predicted model, not a curated record. The transcript has a single exon. Bases 1 to 708 code for a protein of 235 amino acids.